AUGGCAGCGUCGGCUCAAACCCCGACUCUAACUGCGACAGGCAGUGGAAUUCCAACGUAUCACCAGGUCCAGGAGACCUCGUUCGACUUGGACUGGGCGGACCUUGCCACGUUGGAUCUAUCUCAGUUUGACCAGCCUGGUGGUAAGAAGCUCUUAGCCACGCAGCUUUUCGACGCUAUUCAAAAUAUUGGCUUCUUUUAUAUCACCAACUUCGGCUUGUCGCAGGAAGAUGUCGACCAACAAUUUUCUAUUGGUGAACAGAUAUUCAAGCUUCCAAUAGAGGAGAAGCUCAAGUUUCGCGCGGAGCUAGAGAAAGGUGGCUACAAUGGCUACAAGCCAAUGGGUCUUCGGGAAAUUAGUCCAGGAGUCUUUGACAAGACGGAAAUCUUCAAUAUUCCAAAAUUCAUCCCCGCCCUUGAACGUCCGCAGCCAGAUAUUGUGAACCAAAACCGUCCAAUUAUUGAGGGCUUUGCACGCCACAUCCAUGAAGAAGUUGUGCGCAAGCUUCUCAUACUCUUGGCUAUCAUCCUCGAGCUCCCCGAAGACUAUUUCCUUAAGGUGCACCGGUACGAUAAAUUGAGCGACUGUCACCUGCGGUACAUGAAGUACCACCGUCGGAGCGAGGAGGAGAAUGAGAAGGCCGCCGGUAUCUGGUCCAAAGGCCACACCGACUUCGGCAGCCUGACAUUGCUAUUCCGACAGCCAGUUGCUGCGCUGCAGGUUCGCACCCCUGAGGGCGAGUGGAAGUGGGUGAAGCCCUACCCAGGGAGCAUCACCGUAAAUCUUGCCGACUCGCUCCAGUUCCUCACCAAUGGAUUUCUGAAAAGUAGCAUACACCGAGUCGUCGCACCCCCGCCAGAUCAGAGGGACAUCGACCGUCUAGGUGUUUUGUACUUUGUUCGACCGGAGGAUAAUCUUGAGCUGCGUCCGGUGGUGAGUGAAGUACUGCACCGUUUGGGAUAUGAUCAAGCGGCCGAUCAAAGUGCGGUUGGCAUUACUGCUGGCGAGUGGGUGAAGGCUAGAGUUGCCAAGGGAGUCGACAAAGGUGUGGCACGAAGUGAAGUUGGAGAGCAGCCCAUUAUUGGUGGAGUGGUAGCGAAGUAUUAUGAUUGA
Penicillium canescens is the source of this 1113-nucleotide messenger RNA. RefSeq lists its product as uncharacterized. The record is from RefSeq and is a predicted model, not a curated record. Gene Ontology annotation, molecular function: dioxygenase activity. NCBI's taxonomy places the organism in Eukaryota, Fungi, Ascomycota, Eurotiomycetes, Eurotiales, Aspergillaceae. Bases 1 to 1113 code for a protein of 370 amino acids. The transcript has 4 exons.